This is a messenger RNA of Porites evermanni, 485 nucleotides long. The record is from the annotation of a GenBank genome assembly. NCBI's taxonomy places the organism in Eukaryota, Metazoa, Cnidaria, Anthozoa, Scleractinia, Poritidae.
AUGGAGCCAAACUGUGUGUCAAUCAAUGUAGGACCAGUGGAGGAGGGAAAAGGCAUGUGUGAACUCAACAAUGCCACGGACGACAGCCCUUCGCAGUCGGCUUUGAAGAACGUGGCACAAUACAUUCAUUAUGCCGUUGAGGUACGCUGUAUGUCUUUGCCUGUAUCUUCAAGAAGAGCGUUGGCGUCCGCUGUUUUUUUUACUAAAUAUAUAAAAAAAACACCCCCCCCCCCCCCCCCCAAAAAAAAAAAAUCUAUAUAAUCACUUAGAGUGAGGGGGACUGGGCGAUUAUUCACUUGCGACUUGCAUGAAAGUUGCAUGUGUAAAAGUUAAAAGUGUACAACAGUCACAUCUCCUAUUAUGUUCAAACUUAAUAUUUCCAGAACUUAUGUCAGCUUCAUGGAAAUCCUUGUCCAGGGAAAGGUGCAAUGUGUCAGGUCGGAUUUACAAACAAGGGAUAUCGGUGUGUCUGCCGGGACGGAUAC